AUACUUUUGAUUUAUAGGGGCAUGGUGGAAGUGUGGAACUAUUGGGAACCCUCGUGUGACACUGUCACAGUAAGUGCGCCACCAUUCGUCGUCUCUGAAGGCAAUGCGUCUGAAUUCCACUACAUUUUCCGGCUGAAUCUUCCGAUUUCUGCCCCAAUUCCAAGCAAACACAAAAAGAAGCUCAAGUCAAAUCCCGACAAUGCAUCUUUGAUCUGCACAGAUUCGGAUCCGUUCCAGUUCGCAACAGCUCGGGAAGCAAAACAUGGCGCUUGGAGAGGCGGCGACGGUGGCGCAGCUGGCGGGGCUGAGCGCCGGCGCACUGAUCGGGCUAAUAGUGAGAGCAGCCAACACCGCACGAAUGCACAAGCACAACUGCAACCAGUUCGCGCAGCACGUGAAGAUGAUCGGGAAUCUUCUGGAUCAGCUCAGGGUUUCUGAGCUCGAGAAGUACCCUGAAACCAGAGAGCCAUUGGAGCAGCUUGAGGAUGCUCUCAGGAGGGCUUACCUUCUCAUAAACAGUUGCCAAGAGCGGAGCUAUUUCUACCUCAUUGCCAUGGGGUGGAGCAUUGUUUACCAGUUCAGAAGGGCCCAGGAAGAGAUUGAUCGAUACUUGAGGAUCAUCCCUCUCAUUGCCCUUCUUGACAAUGCUAGAGUCAAGAGAAGGCUAGAAGAUAUACAGAGGGAUCAGCGCGAAUAUACGUUGGAUGAAAAUGACAGAAAAGUGCAGGCUGUGAUUCUGAAUCCACAACCUUCUAAAAACGACAGAAUUGUGUUGAUAAAGAACCUAUCUCGUUCUUAUCCCAAUUUGCCAGUCAAUGCAGCGCUCAAGAGUGAAAGUAAGAAACUCCGGGUAGAAUUACAACAUUCACAAGCUAAUAUGGACGCAGGUCAAUUCGAAGUGAUUCAGCGUCUGAUUGAGGUUACAGAAGACGUGGCGAGUAGUCUGUCAGCAGAGAGUUCACCCGUGAGAAGUGCAAAGAAAUUGGAGGUGAAUGUCGAGAAUGACUCUAAGCUAACAGAGAGUCAUAAGACUGAACGAGUUCUGUCGGGACAUAAUCUUGGAUCAACUAAGAGCUCGAGUUGGCAAGAAGAGUGGCAAGCAGAUCUACUUGGAUGCUGUUCCAAGCCUUCCUUGUGUGUGAAGACUUUCUUUUGGCCAUGUGGAACUUUUGCGAAAGUUGCAUCAGUAGCUACUGGAAAACAAAUCACUUCAGCAGAAGCUUGUAACGAAAUGAUGGCCUAUUCUUUAGUGUUAUCGUGCUGCUGCUAUACAUGCUGCAUCCGGCAAAAGCUCCGUAGGGUUCUCAACAUUAAGGGAGGUGCUGUUGAUGACUUCUUGUCGCAUCUCCUGUGUUGCUGCUGUGCAUUAGUCCAAGAAUGGCGGGAGGUGGAGAUCCGAGGAGUGCAAGGAGUGACGAAACCUGGUAUGAACCCUCCCCCAUCUCAGAACAUGGAGUACUAAAAGACUGUUCUUUAUUGACUAUAAGUUGCUAUAAGUUAUCAUCCAUCAUUUGUACAUGAAUCUUUCUAUCUCAUAUAUAUAUAUAUAUAGCUUUGAUUUACGGGAAAGCAUGUAGCCACUACCCGAAGGUGCUCUCUAUAUAUGUAUAUAUAUGCAGCAGUAUUACAUGACCCAAUCUGUGGCUGAACUGUGGAAGUGUUGUUGUAGACUUGAAGUGUUAUAAUUCAAACAUAGUUAUUGAUGCUAAA
Molecule: messenger RNA, 1710 nt
Organism: Ipomoea nil (Japanese morning glory)
Lineage: Eukaryota; Viridiplantae; Streptophyta; Magnoliopsida; Solanales; Convolvulaceae
Product: cell number regulator 13-like
Exons: 8
Coding region: 263-1462 (399 amino acids)
Biological process (GO): cell surface receptor signaling pathway
Source: RefSeq, a predicted model, not a curated record